GCCAUAGCUUGGUGUUUUUCCCAUUUGCCGUCUCCCAGUCGUUGGUAGCAUGGCGUCCAGCGCCAGAAUGAAUUCCUCCCCCAAAGAUUGACUGCAUCAUUUUCGCCAUGCCCGUACUGUGAAUCAAAUGCUGUCGGAGACCCAUGACCAAGGGACCAGGAGCGACUACGGAUUUUUGGCUCCGUCGGUGGUAGGAUCCGAAAGGGUAUCUCGCCACCAACGACCUACCCUUACAUACGUCAAACAAGGGAGUUUGGAGCCAUCCACGGUGGACAGCCGAAUGUAGAUGUCGUUGUCUGGGGCUCGCAGAGUACGCCGCAGGAAGUGGCCGAUUGUUGCUUCUACGCUGUUGCCGGAUCUGUACUGGGAAACAAGCUGCCAGGGCCCAAUCGACUUUGCUGUCGACGGCUCUUUCUCAAAAAGAACGCCCGCCGUCGCGCAACGCAGGACGGGCUUCGCCCGCAUUGCCGCGGGAACAUGGCAGGCUCAGGGAUUCGUCAAUUACCAUUCAUCUCAUCGCACAGCAUGCAAUCAUCGGGUCGUCUUCAACUUGUCUUUCCACUAAUUUGCCGUUUGUCGCUAGUUUGGUGCCAGAAUUGAAUUGCGGUAAAGGUACCGCCUGGCGAACCAGUCACGAGCAGGGAAGUGGGGCUGUGGCUCUACGUAAUUGAAGGAGAGACGGGCGAAAUCCAGGUGUUCACUGCACAAGAAGCUACGCGGGAUCUCAUUGCCCAUCGGAAGCACCGCCCACCAAAAGGCCCGGAAGUUUGCACGAAGAAAACAUCAUCACAACAUAAGGCCUCGGCGGCAAUACGGCCUGGAAAACUGCAGCUGGAGUAUUGGCAGCCUUUUCGAUGUAACUUUCGGAACAUGCACCAUA
Molecule: messenger RNA, 880 nt
Organism: Colletotrichum godetiae
Lineage: Eukaryota; Fungi; Ascomycota; Sordariomycetes; Glomerellales; Glomerellaceae
Exons: 3
Coding region: 287-565 (92 amino acids)
Source: RefSeq, a predicted model, not a curated record